This is a messenger RNA of Emericellopsis cladophorae, 1146 nucleotides long. RefSeq lists its product as uncharacterized. NCBI's taxonomy places the organism in Eukaryota, Fungi, Ascomycota, Sordariomycetes, Hypocreales, Bionectriaceae. The transcript has a single exon. The record is from RefSeq and is a predicted model, not a curated record. The coding region runs from base 1 to 1146 and encodes 381 amino acids.
AUGAGUGCUAGGCUCCUCGAACGCUUUGGGUGGCCAAGCCAAAGUCCAGUCCCUAAAAGGCCGGACAACAAAUUGCGUGAGACCGGUUCUCCAUCCCAGCAACAAUCGAAAAAGCGCGCUGCCCCCGAUCCCCCCCUGCGGACCUACGGCAACAAACAAGCGCGCAAAGCAUUGCCAUUGCCCAAGUCAUCACGCGAAGCGGUCGUCGCCGCGCCCGCUGGUCGUGCCCGCUCUUCGCAACACAAAGGGUCCCCGACCAAGAGCCAACCGCCGUCACCGCUUGCUUACCAGCCCCCUAUCGAGAGCUCCAGCCGCUCCGAAAGCCGAGCGCCGCUAGCUACCGUGUCUACCACCGGUGAAUAUGACGAGUUCGCCAUGGCCAGUCAGCUUCCCUUCUCGGGUGUAUCACCACACGAACAAUCACAGUAUGUCCAGGUUCUCGACACCGGCAUGACGGCCACGCAGUACGGGGAUAUUGCAGAGGAAAUCAGCGUCGAGGUCAAUACGAGGCCCCAGCCUGAGUCUGUCGAGGAGGAGGACCUCUUCGUUGAAGCUGUUCCUGCGUCAAGAGCCUCAUCCAAUGGCGAGGACAGCGCUGCCGAUGUUCCUCCGAUAAUCGACGACGACCAGUCCAAGCCCCCUACCCCUCAGCCAGAAAAUGAGACGAUGGCGGAAGAUGAGACCACUACGCUGUAUCAGUCCCAGCUGCCAUCGCGGAACCCGGGCGAUAUCUACGAGGUGCCCUCAGACAACGACGGUGACCCAUAUUUCGUUUUUACUCGCUUCCUCGAGCAUCGUUGGCGGGGCACCACAAUCGAGCUCCUUGUUGAUUGGCAUGGGUCCGAGCCCACCUGGGAACCCGAGGCGAACCUGCAUCAUGAUGCGCUGGACGCUCUGCUCAAGUAUUGGCAGCAACAGGGUGGCCACCCCGAAAACCCCAAUGAGGAAGGGCUCUACGACAUUUAUGGUAUCCGUGAACACAAGGGCCAGAAACUUCUGGUCGAGUGGACCGGUUAUGCGCCCUCCGAAGCUACGUGGGAGCCCAAGAAAAAGAUACAAAAGGUCGCGCCACAAAUCGUGAAGGAGUACUUUGACAGUCUAAAGCCCGCGGUGCCACGACAAAGGAGAAGGAAGAGGCAGGCGUGA